Molecule: messenger RNA, 1087 nt
Organism: Tigriopus californicus
Lineage: Eukaryota; Metazoa; Arthropoda; Copepoda; Harpacticoida; Harpacticidae
Product: putative nuclease HARBI1
Exons: 1
Coding region: 42-872 (276 amino acids)
Source: RefSeq, a predicted model, not a curated record
GCAAUACCCUAAGUUUUUCUGUCGUUUUGUCUGCAUCAGUUAUGGAGUUUACCCGAGGAAUUCAGCGUGUUUGCGAAGGAAAUCGGAACUUGGGCGAUCACUUGGACAUGAUAUGCGAGUUUGAAAACCUGACCCACGCUUUGGGGCCAGCAUCCAUUCCCAGACGAUUUUGCAAGGACAGAGAAAACCCCCUGGAGUUUCUAAGACCUCACGAGUUCAAGAUCGAGUUCGGGAUGCCGAAGGAGGUAUUCAAAAUAUUUUUUCACAAGAUUGCACCUCUUUUAGAGAGAACAAGGCAAGGCGCAAACCCUCAAGUUCUCCCGCCGGUUCUUCGGUUUGUCGUGUUCCUGCAUUUCCUUCGAACAAACUCAUUUCAACGGGCUGUUGCUAGUCAGCACUUUGUUCGUGUGUCACAGCCUGCCGCUUGUCAGACAAUCAAUGAGGUCGCGGAAAUCAUUGCUAGUUUCGUCCCGGAGUACAUUCAGUUUCCGGGAAAGGAAGAGCAAGAUUUCAUUGCGGAAGCAUUUUACCAGGAGUCCGGAAUACCCGGAGUGGUCGGCAUUUUUGAUGGCACUCACAUCCGCAUCAGGAAACCCGAAUGUGCGAAUCCCAUUCCAGAGCGAUUUUUCAAUCGCAAGCACUACUACAGCCUCAAUUGCAUGAUGGUUUGUGAUCACCAAAAACGGAUUCGAUACUUUACGAAUAGUCAUGCUGGAUCUGCUCACAAUGCUCGGAUCUGGAAUGAAAGUCGUCUUCGAUGUCAACUUGAGGACAACUUCUCCGUUCAAAAACCAAGAUUCAUUCUUGGAGAUGAAGGUUAUGGAUGUUCCUAUAUCUUGUUGACCAUGGUUAGAAGCCAACAGCUUGCCUGAGCCACUGACGAUGACCUAAGGCAAAAGAUGGUGCUCUACAACCAGGCUUUAAAGACAAGCCGAAUCAAGAUAGAACAUUGCUUCGGGAUUCUUAAGAAGAGGUUUCCGACCCUCUUAUACAAGUCCCGUUGUCGAAAACUCCAGAACACCACUAACAUUAUUGCUAGCGCUGUUGUACUACACAACAUGCUCAUUUCUUAUAGACAACUGUACGA